Molecule: messenger RNA, 1925 nt
Organism: Stegodyphus dumicola
Lineage: Eukaryota; Metazoa; Arthropoda; Arachnida; Araneae; Eresidae
Biological process (GO): proteolysis; protein desumoylation
Cellular component (GO): nucleus; cytoplasm
Molecular function (GO): SUMO-specific endopeptidase activity
Source: RefSeq, a predicted model, not a curated record
AUGGUCCAUCAGAUCCAGGACAAUAACGCAGAUAGGGUGGCCAAAUUGAUCAAGAAUCUCGUCUUGAUAUCUCACACCGUCAGAGUUCCUGCCUGCAUGGAACACAUGCAGCAAAAUAUAUCACUAAUCAAGUUACCUCAACAACCUGUUAUAAAAAUUCUAACAUAUCCACCGCCACCACAAACUGGAGGCAUUGCAAUUACAAGUGAAGAUUUAGCAUGCUUAAAUGAAGGCGAAUUUUUGAAUGAUGCUAUUAUAGACUUUUAUUUGAAGUAUGUUUUCUAUGAAAAGCUCUCUGAUUAUGACCGUGAAAAAACACACAUAUUUAGUUCCUAUUUUUAUCCCCGUCUUACACACAGACCUGAGCGACGACCAGGAAGCUCUGACGAUGGCCAGAAAACGAUUCAGUUUAAGCGCCACAGCCAAGUAAAAACAUGGACCAGGCAUGUUGAUAUAUUUUCCAAAGAUUACAUAAUUAUUCCUGUUAAUCAAAAUGUUCAUUGGUUUUUGGCUAUCAUUUGUUUUCCUGGUCGAGUUCCCGAUGCUCCUCCAAAUGUGCCUGCUAAGAGUGAUGCCAAAGUUUCCAAAUCUGCAGAUAAUGUUACAUCUACCGAUGAUCAAGAUGAUUCCCUUAAGACAGCUACUAAAGAUGGUGAAGUUGAAGGAAAUUCUCAAACCCAAGAUGAAAAUUCAACAAAUAGUAGUAAUAAUUCCCUUUAUGAAGUGGAAGAACCUCCUGAUUCAGAAGAACCUAUUCCUGAGGCGCCAGACAGCAGUACUCAUCCAGAUGGAAAUAAUGGCAGUCGGCGCCUAGAAACGCCUUGUAUAUGCAUUUUUGACUCAUUAAGUGGACCAAAUAGAUGGAGAAUUGCUGCAACCUUGAGAGAGUAUUUAGAAAUGGAAUGGAAAAUGAAGAAGGGGACUAGAAAAAUUUUUGAUCGCAACACUAUGCAGGGAUAUAUAAUGCGAUGUCCCCAGCAGACAAAUUUCCAUGACUGUGGUGUAUAUUUAUUGCAGUACGUUGAAAAUUUCUUCCAGAAUCCAAUUCCAUUUUUUGGGAACCCAAUGCCGGACUUAUCAAACUGGUUUACCGAAGAAAAAGUGUACAAGAAACGGCAGCAGCUCAAAGAACUGAUUUUGAAUCUGCAAAAGAAACAAUUAGCAAACUCUGCUGCAAAUGCUAAAAAACCAAAUCAGUUAGAAAUUGUUCCUGCAUCUCCUGUUACAGUACAACAAACUGAUAAUAGAUGAUAAAAUAAGAUCGUCAUAGCAUCAUUAUUGAAUAUUAUCUCCAUACAUUGUAUUGGAAGUGUACAGUGCUGUAUGUAAAGUAUUCAAGUUUCACAUGGGUAAUCAAUCUAUGGGAGAAAAUGUUCUUUCGUUGAAGAUCUGUUAUAGCAUUUGUAUAUACGUCGACAUUUUUCUGUCAAUUAUUAUUUUUCUAUUUAUGAUUUAUUGUGAAUUGCAUUUUAUCCACUCGAAGAUAUUGACAGUCAAGGAAUAUUGAAGAUUUUCAUGUUAGUUUUCAUUUUCAUACUUUUUGCUCAUCUCAAGGAGUUGUGUAGUUUGCAUUUUUCCUGAAAAGAGAUGUCCCGUAAGAAGCACAGAAAAGCACUUGUUAUACAUUAAAUGAAGUUUUUUAAUUGUAACUAUUAUUUUCUCUUCUUUGCAACUAUUCUACACAUUUAAUUUAUAUUGUGAUGAUAAUUUUCUAUAAAGCAGUAUUAACAUUGAUCUACAUUGCUUCUAAAAAAGUAUUUUCUAGAAGGUGAUGCUUCUGGUAUGUAAAAGUAUUUAAAAAAUAUUUCUUAAAAAUAAGAAAAGGGGUAUGCUGUAAUGAAUGCAAGAAAAUUGUACUAAAAGUCAAAUUUUGUUAUUUUUAUUGCUUGCAUCCAUAAGAUUUGAUAAUAAAAUGCUAAAACAUA